This is a messenger RNA of Enterobius vermicularis (human pinworm), 325 nucleotides long. Lineage: Eukaryota; Metazoa; Nematoda; Chromadorea; Rhabditida; Oxyuridae. The record is from the annotation of a GenBank genome assembly.
UUAAAUAGGUACUUGUAAAGUGAAAAAGCACUUGUUAAUUUACAGAAGUUUCUAAGGUGAGUCACGAAAACUUCACGUUUUCAAAAAUACAAGUAAAAAAUUGAACACCUGGUACUUUGAAAAUGGUGACUCUGUCAGGUAUCUGCCUUGUAUGCAUAGCUUUCAUGUGGCUUGCAUAGAUGAUUGGUUGAUGCGUUCUUUCAAAUGUCCAUCAUGUAUGGAACCUUUGGACUCUGCCAUUUUGUCUUCUUUAACCGCUCACACAGUGACUACUUUAUCUUCUUUAGUUUGUUCACCAGCUGCGUCAGGACCAGCCAGAAAGUGA